Harmonia axyridis is the source of this 1734-nucleotide messenger RNA. RefSeq names its product facilitated trehalose transporter Tret1-like. Bases 185 to 1597 code for a protein of 470 amino acids. Gene Ontology annotation, molecular function: transmembrane transporter activity. The record is from RefSeq and is a predicted model, not a curated record. The transcript is spliced from 2 exons. Gene Ontology annotation, biological process: transmembrane transport. Gene Ontology annotation, cellular component: membrane. NCBI's taxonomy places the organism in Eukaryota, Metazoa, Arthropoda, Insecta, Coleoptera, Coccinellidae.
AUAUACAAUUUUCUUUUCAAGCAGACAGAUAAAUCUACACACGUUUCUAGUUUUAUGACCCCUCUCAGAUUAUAUGAUAAAUACGUUAGCAAAGAGGUGUUAAUCUGAUUAAUUCCAUGAAAUCUAUUCGCGAUCUUUGGAAUUUAUAGUGUUCUGUCGAUUGUUGAGAUACACGUCGAGCAAGAUGAAGGAGCACUUUCAGCAGAUGUUCGCUGGAACUUUUUACCAGCUUCUGGCAGCAAUAAGUGGUACCUUCAGCGCCAUCUCAGACGGUAUGCAGUACGGUUGGUCAGCCCCUUUGAUACCAGUGCUACAAGCUCCAGACAGUCCCAUCAAAAUCACAGACACCGACGUCUACUGGCUUGAAACCAUCUACCUAAUAGGUGGCGUUGCCGGUCUUCCUGUUACCAUCUACUUCGUCGACAAGAUAGGCAGACAGAAAUCACUGAUCAUAGCCGCUUCCAACAGCUUAACAGCUUGGAUCUUGAUCGUCAUUGCUGAUAGGGUGGAGUACCUCUAUGUAGCCAGGUUUUUGACAGGUCUAGCGAUGGAUGUAGCCUUUGUUUCUGCGCCCAUGUACGUAGCUGAGAUAGCGGACCAGAAGAUCAGAGGUUUUCUGGCCAGCUUAAUAUUUCUGAUGAUGCUCAGUGGUAUCAUUAUAAUUUACGUACUAGCACCUUUCUUUAAGUUAUGGGUAUCAUCUGUGGUAGGAGCCAUUAUACUAAUUACUCAACUGGCAACCUUCCCCUUCAUGCCAGAGUCUCCUUACUUCCUCCUCCUCAAAGGCAAGAAAGAGAAGGCUCGAAAAGCUCUUUGCUUCCUCAGAGAUAAGACAAACGUCGAAGAUGAGCUAAAGGAGAUCGAGAUGGCUAUAGAGCGUCAAAAAACAGAAAAAGGCAGACCUCAAGACCUCGUUCUGAUCAGCAGCAAUAGAAAAGCUUUGACCAUCAUGAUGGUGUUGAAUGCUGCGCAACAAUUCAGCUGCAUGAGUGUCAUCUUGAUGAACCUCCACUUCAUUCUGGAGUCAGCAGGUACAAUCUACAUGGACUCCAAAGUUGCGGCAAUCAUCUUUUCAGUUCUCAUGUUCUUGGCAGCAGCUGUGGCUUCAUUUUUUAUCGAUCAUUAUGGCAGGAAGAUAUUAUUGAUUUCCUCUAGUAUAUUGACGAGUAUUUCACUCUUCGCUCUGGCUGUCUAUUUCCACCUGCAGCAUCUUCAAUAUGAUGUGCUUGGAGUCAGCUGGUUACCAAUAGCAAGCGUGAUGAUAUACGCACUUGUCUUCAAAUUUGGUCUAGGAAUGGUACCUAUAGUACUCACUGCUGAAAUUUUCCCAACACAAGUGAAGGCCAUGGGAAUGACUGUAGCAGAUGCAACCUAUGUUAUUUUUGGUGUGAUAACCAUUUCUCUCUUCCAGUAUUUGUUGAAGCUGUAUGGUAUGCAUGUUCCUUUUUAUAUAUUCGCGGCACUCUGCUUUGCAACCGCCAUCUUUAGUUACUGUUAUAUACCAGAAACUAAAGGAAAAACCCUGGAAGAAAUACAGAUGAUUCUGAAGGGAAUACACCCAGAAAAUAACAAUAAAUCUUUAGACACACCCAGCUGAUGUUCAGUAUUUUAAGCAAUGAUGGAAAUAUGUUCCAACUCUACUAUCAUGCCAUGUAUAGCACAGUUUGUAUGAAAACUGAUUUGUGUAUAGAAGUUUCACUGUAUAUAUUAAAAAAAUCGUUUUCUAAAAUUCAA